Messenger RNA from Patiria miniata (bat star), 2887 nucleotides. RefSeq lists its product as uncharacterized. Bases 116 to 2044 code for a protein of 642 amino acids. NCBI's taxonomy places the organism in Eukaryota, Metazoa, Echinodermata, Asteroidea, Valvatida, Asterinidae. The record is from RefSeq and is a predicted model, not a curated record. The transcript has 9 exons.
UAUACCUAGUGGCAUUUCAUAGGUGUUACCUUUUUUUAAACGGCGUCUCAACUUCAUAAUUUGGAAAGUCCUACCAUAUUGCCACCCUGGUUGAGGUUGAUCAGGUUGCACCACCAUGUGGAUCGGUCCGACUCUGGCCGUCCUUUCGUGGCUUAUCGUGCCCCUACAUGCCGCCACGCCGUCAUGCGACGGGCCGUUAUCCCGCGCAGUGGGCAUGGAUCGCGUCUCGCGUAACGUGGCGUUGAACAACCAUGUGCUCAGGAGCUGCACCACCAGGUCUUCGAUCGUCUGCAUGGCUGCCUGCCUCCGGCAAGAUCAGUGCGUCUCCAUCAACUACGAGGGCGCCGGGGGCACCUGCGAAUUGAACGGGAGUAGCAUGGAAGCGCACCCAGCCGACGUGGAGGUACGAGAUGGGUGGAAGCACUACGGUAACUUACCGGGAACAGUGGCCGAGGAGCAGAUAUGCCAAACCCCAACAACCAAUCAACCAACGACCAACCAACCGACAACCAAUCAGCCAACAACCAAUCAACUAACGACCAACCAACCGACAACCAAUCAGCCAACAACCAAUCAACCAACAACCAAUCAACCGACAACCAAUCAACCGACGACCAUCCAGCCAACAACCACUCAACCUGCCACCACACAAGCUACGACUUCAGUGCCAACCACCGAAGUCUUCACAACAGAAAAACCUCCCGUGGACUGUUGGGACAUACACGCCAGUUCACCCUUACUUCCCAGUGGCGAGUACGCCGUGUAUCCUGCCACGCACAACGGACCUUUGCAAGUCUAUUGUGACAUGGACACGGAUGGCGGAGGAUGGACAGUAUUUCAAAGGCGCAUUGAUGACACUCAAGAUUUUAACCAGAACUGGGCCAGCUACAAAGCUGGCUUUGGUGACCUCUCCGUCAACUUUUGGCUGGGCAACGACGCCCUCCAUGAGCUCACGACCCAGCAGGACUAUCAGCUGCGGAUCGAGCUGCAGUCUUACUAUUCGCAGACUACCUACACCAAGUACGGUUUGUUCACCGUGGCUGACGAAGCUAACAAAUACCGGUUGACCGUUGGCCUGUUCUACGGCUCCUAUGUAGCAGAUGAUUCGAUGAAUUAUCAGAACGGAAUGGCCUUCUCUACAUUGGAUCAAGACAACGAUGUGGACGUACCACGACACUGCGCUCAGUCGUUCCUCGGCGGCUGGUGGUAUACUGCCUGCCUGUCCAGCAACCUAAACGGGCCAUUUGUAAACGGCCCCAACGUCCCCCAGAACGCACAGGGCGUCAUAUGGGGCUCAUGGCUGACCGUCUCCCAAUCACUGAAGUUUGCCGAGAUGAAGUUACGCCCCGUGUCAGCUCAAUCGGUACCUAAAGAUUGCUGGGACCACAAGUUACAAGGACAGACUGCCAGCGGAUUAUACAACAUCUACGUGACGGGAAAGCCCCAGGCCAUACAGGUGUACUGUGAUAUGGAUGAUGUCGGCGGAGGCUGGACGGUUAUUCAACGUAGAGUUGAUGGCAGUAGAGACUUCUAUCUUUACUGGGCGGACUACAAGGCAGGGUUUGGCGACCCAGCCGACGAGUUUUGGUUUGGCAACGACGAUCUGCAUCUCUUGACCAAUCAGUCUUCGUAUCAACUGACAGUGAAGAUGGAGAGCUGGGACUUCGUGAUAAGAUAUGCCAACUACGAGCAUUUUUCGAUAGCAAACGAGGCUGACAAGUACCGUCUCUCAGUGAGCGGAUUCUCCGGAAGUUCGGGAAUCGGUGACUCUCUGGGCCCACACAACGGGUACAUGUGGUCCACCCAAGAUCAAGACAACGACAUCGACCUUGGCAGACAUUGUGCCCAGCACACAAUGGGUGCCUGGUGGUAUCACAGCUGCGAGCACUCUAAUCUGAACGGUCCUUUCGUGGCCUCCCCGGGCUACUUGGCAAGUGACGCCCAGGGAAGGGGCAUUAUUUGGGGCACCUGGAAGUUGCAGUCCUACUCCUUUCCGAAAGCCGAGAUGAAGGUGCGGCCAUCACACAUGGGAUUUUCUUUGUAGGCCUAUAGUAACAAUUAAGGACAUGCGUGCGAAUCUCGAACAAACAUUAUGUUAUGUAAAUAAGUGAAUAAUAGUGUAGUGGAGCAGAUGUGAGCAUUUAGUUUCAUACCGGGUAGGGGCUUGGUCUUUUACUAAGCCAUGGUCUGUUCCUCAAAAGUAAAACCGAUGUAAAAUUAUUUGCUUUAUCAAAUUGUGUAUAGUAUUUUCGAACUUCAAAACCUACUUACCUUUGUGAAGAAUACAUUUUUAAAAGCAGAAUUAUGUGUGUCUUGAUUGAGGGGCCACCUUUAUUAUUCGCUGGUUUUAAACACUUCUCAGCGGUGUUCAAACAGCGAUUUAAAACCACCCUCGUAACUUGCUCUCGACCGAUAGGAAUUAAACUGUCUCUGGUAUUUAUAAAUUGGUGAUAAAGAAAGUUCAUGGUAUAGAGGCCGACAUGUUCUCAUGUGAGGGCGCACUGUGCAAGCCCUCCAUAGACCCCUGGCUUGCACUUUCCUCUCACUGCGGACAUUUCGGUCUUUGGUUUUUCUGUAAUAUGCAUAAAAAGUUGGUAUGGUUGUUAUUUUCCAUUUUGUAUAUUGUGUACGUGUCAAGCUUACCCCACUUUCAGUGCAGGACGGAUAACUAACUAUGAAGACAAUGACGUACAGGUAGUUAUACUAGAAAAUCGCUCUAAACACAUCACUCUAUAAUUUUCAUUUUUUGGCUCCUACUAAAUACAUUCUAGACUUAUGAGAUCGAAGGUUUGCAUGGUCAAAAGGUAAUAAGAUAAGUGGUUUACGGUCGGUAGCACCAUAUGGUAAAUCUCUGUUGUGAGUAUGUGUGGUUCUGAAAAGAACCGGA